Molecule: messenger RNA, 1543 nt
Organism: Lepisosteus oculatus (spotted gar)
Lineage: Eukaryota; Metazoa; Chordata; Actinopteri; Semionotiformes; Lepisosteidae
Source: RefSeq, a predicted model, not a curated record
UGGGCCCAGUGUUAUUACCAGUGUGCUGUGUCCUUGUCUCCAGAGAUGGUGCCAAACGAAGUCCAGUCUGAGCUGAAGCACCUGUACACUGCGGCCGGCGAGCUGCUCCGACACUUCUGGUCCUGUUUUCCCGUCAACACGCCUUUCCUGGAGGAGAAGGUGGUGAAGAUGAGGACUAACCUGGAGCGGUUCCAGAUGACCAAGCUGCGCCCCUUCCAGGAGAAGGCUCAGCGGCAGUACUUGAGCACAAACCUGACGGGGCACCUGGAGGAGAUGCUGCAGACGGCCUACAGCAAGUUCCACACCUGGCAGACGCGGCGCAUGAUGAAGAAGAGCUGAGGGAGGGGGGGGGCGGGCGCAGACGCGGCCCCCCAGGAGGCGGGGGAGGACUCCGGCCCUAGGAGGGGAGCUGGGAUUUUCUUCUGGGGGGGGCGAGGAAUGAGGCCCAGCUCUGCGGUCCGUGGACAGGAACGACCCCCCCGCCUCCUGCAGAUGAAUUUCCUUUCGCCGUCCCGUUCCUCUCCCGGGGGGUGGGAACGCCGCACGGGGCCUGCAAGCCCUCCGGGGGUCCGGGGACAAGCCAAGACUCGCGAAGCAAUACUCUGCUCCCCGGAGCGAAACCCUGCCCCCCAGCGUCUGCGGACAGCAGGAGCGGACUCUGAAUUCCCCGGCUUUCCGGCGCCUGGCGUCCGGCGCUCUGGAGCAGAGCGGAGCUGGGAAUCUCCGAGGCCCUGCAGGCAGCCCCGUGGACAGCCGUGUGUCCGUCUCCUGUGGACAGCCGUGUGUCCGUCUCCUGUGGACAGCCGUGUGUCCGUCUCCUGCGGCGCUGGACACGCUCCAGGCCCUGUGGACAGCAGUGUGUCCGUCUCCUGUGGACAGCAGUGUGUCCGUCUCCUGUGGACAGCAGUGUGUCCGUCUCCUGUGGACAGCCGUGUGUCUGUCUCCUGCGGCGCUGGACACGCUUGAGGCCCUGUGAACAGCCGUGUGUCCGUCUCCUGCGGCGCUGGACACGCUCGAGGCCCUGUGGACAGCCGUGUGUCCGUCUCCCGUGGACAGCCGUGUGUCCAUCUCCUGCGGCGCUGGACAUGCUCGAGGCCCUGUGGACAGCGUGUGUCCGUCCCUGCGGCGCUGGACACGCUCCAGGCCCUGUGGACGGCGUGUGUCCGUCUCCUGUGGACAGCGUGUGUCCGUCCCUGCGGCGCUGGACACGCUCCAGGCCCUGUGGACAGCCAUGUGUCCGUCUCCUGUGGACAGCGUGUGUCCGUCUCCUGUGGACAGCCGUGUGUCCGUCCCUGCGGCGCUGGACACGCUCGAGGCUGGGUCGGGGGGUGGUUUGUGCAGAACUGGGCUUUGACUGUUGUUCAUCGUUUUUAUUCUCCAUUUGGUUUCGGUUGACUUUGUACCCCCCUCGUCCCCGGGAGCGAGGAGAGAGAGGGGGGGACGAGGGUGGCGGGGGUUUCGUCGGCCGGCCUGGGAACGCCGGUGGCCUGUGACCUUUUAUUUAUCUUGGAAGGGAGAAGGCCGACUGCCAUUUUUUUUUUUU